Molecule: messenger RNA, 1061 nt
Organism: Cuscuta campestris
Lineage: Eukaryota; Viridiplantae; Streptophyta; Magnoliopsida; Solanales; Convolvulaceae
Source: the annotation of a GenBank genome assembly
UGUUAAGACAAAUCAAACAAGAUCACACAUGACUAUAUUUAGGCUUACACAUUGAGAGAAUUUGAUGAGUCAAAGUGCUUAGAUGAACAGUUCCAAAAGUCAAAAGUGGACGAAUAUAGCGGGACGGAGGGAGUAGGAGUUAAGGGGGUAUUUGCUUGUGAGAAAAUAUAUUUCUAGAUAGUUGUUUUUGAGGAAGACAAUUUCAACGAAAAAUAUUCUCCCUCUCAUUUUCUAUUGUUUAAUAAAAAGUUUUUUAUCACAAAAAACAAAAAUAUUCCAUCAUUUGUUAGCAAUUUUUUUAAAAUUAAUACUUGGUCCGUCCCUGAGUGUUUAUCCACUUUUAACUUUUGGAACUGUUCAUCUAAGCACUUUGACUCAUCAAAUUCUCUCAAUGUGUAAGCCUAAAUAUAGUCAUGUGUGAUCUUGUUUGAUUUGUCUUAACAUAUAGAUUAUUAAUAUAUAAUUUCUAUAAUUUUUUAAUAUACAAAUUACAAGAUAAAAUGGAUUAAUAAAGUGCAUUGGAUGUUAUCUUCAAUAAGUGCAAUGAAGAAAAAGUGGGCGUCACUGAGGUCUUUCAAGUGGCGGUCAUUAUACACAAGCUUCCCUCAGUCAUGGGAAGACUUCCCUGCAGACCUAAAGUUCAAGAUGACUGAGCUAAAUCUAAAACAACUCCUCACACACUUAAGGAUCCAAGAGGAAGGGCUUGCUUGGAGAACUGGAGGUGCGAAUGCAAACAUCGUUGAGCAUUCGUUAGGCUACUCACAUAGUGGUAAGGACUAGGAAAAACUGGGUCCUAAAGGUAGAAUUUCUAAGUUUGCAAAGAACAACAACAACAACCCAGUUAAAUCCCACAAGAGUAGGGUCUGGGGAGGGUGUGUGUACGCAGACCUUACCCCUACUCGAAAGUAGAGAGGCUGUUUCCAAAGAGACCCCGGCUCAACGUCGAAAGUUGCAUUGCUUGACUAACUGCUACUUCAUUAAUUAAAGAAGCGCAGACAGUUUAGAGAUCCAUUUUGAUUUAUUCCAUCACACCCCAAAGCCAAAAAAUGGUGAAAUUUUGG